AUGGAUGAGGAAGCCUAUCACAGAGCCAGAGUGUGCUCUGGCUCCAACCCUGGGAAAUGCCAGGAGAUGGGAGAUGCAAUACUUCUGUUUCUGGGCACCAUCAUCCUGCUCAACGUGGGGUUCAACGCAGUGACUAUGGUCAGGGCGGGGCCUGGGCUGAAGGACACGAGGCACAGCUGUAUGGGCAGCCAUCCCCGGUGCACGCGCUGCUCCACGGACCCCAAGACCCAGAGCUCGAGAGCCUCUUCCCGCUUCCGUCGCCGCCAAAACUUCCAGCCCAGGCACUCUAACCACCAGGACUCCUGGGUCCCAGACCGGAAGGCGCAGAAGGCUUCUAGGGGCAUCAGGAUGCCACCUCCAUGUGGGCACACUGGGGCUCCCACGGAAGCUCCAUGGGGACCAAGGAAGGAGGAGAUGAUGGGAGCUGGGAAGGCCUCUCGGGUCAGGGCCUUAAAGGGCCAAGCCUCCUUUUACACCAGGCCAGAGACCCCGUCCCAGAUCCAAGCCCCCAUCCACAGUUUGAAGGCCCAGGACCCAAAGACAAGCAAGGUGGACAUGGUUCCACUGUCCUUGCCCCAAGAGACCCCAGAGUACACCCCACCCCAGUCCCCGGGCCAGGUUCCUGUGCGCCCUUCAGCCCAGGCCCGGACCCACUCCCCGGCCCAUGCUCCUCUCACCCACACCCAUGCCCACACUCUGGCCACUGCCCCAAUCUUUGCCCUAAAUCCUCCCCCCACUCCUGCCUCAGCCACUCCUCCUAUCCCAAGCCCCACCCCAGCCCCUGCCUCCACCCCUGCCCCAGCAUGUGUCAAGGGCCUGACAACCCCUCCAGUCACUGCUUCCACCCACACCCACAUCCUAACCCCUAGUCCCUCUACUCUGGCUGCCUUCAAACAUGGUGUUUCAACCACACAAGUGGUGUACGAUAACCGCAGGAUAAACCAGAACUGUGUCCAUGUAUGCAGGCCUCAGAACUCUGUACACAGAAAAGACUUGUGUCCCCCCUCCAGACCCCAGGAGAGACAAGGCUCUGGUACAUUUCGGCAAACAUCAAAGCCACAUAGUGGGGAUGGUACCAACUCCCUGACAGGCUCUGGACUGGGCUUCCUGGGGUUGAGGAAUCUGGAAUGGAAGAGCUCAGAUGACGGCAAAGACAAGUUCUCACAGCUGAAGACUUUCUCCUACAGUUCUGAGACAAGGGAUGUGGAUUUCCAGGCUCCAGUCUACCCCAAGUUUCUGUUCUACUCCCAGGAGGCUGCAUCUGCUAAACCUUGCCUUCAUUUUCCAACAAGUGCCCAGAGUUCACUGCCCACUGUUCCCCCACCAUAUUCUCUUUCCCUGCCUCUCAUUCCUCCCAGAUCUUUUGUCCUUUCUCAAUCCACCAGCCAUCAGAAGUCCUCCACCUCAGUUCAACCUCCCACCUCUCUUCCAGCCUCCAAGUCUCCUCAGCCCAUCCCUCCCCAGUUAUCCACUGUUUCUAAAAUUCUCAUCCAACCCCAAUUCUCUGACAUACAAAAGAGUCUAGGCCCUACCCACGACUUCGGUCUCCAAAGGAGCCCAUGCCCUUCAAAAGACUCUAGCAUUCACGAGAACCCAGGCUCUAACCAAAAUCCAGGCCUCUACAAGAACCCCAGCCAUAGCCAAGCAUCUUAUCUCUACAAGAGCCAAAAUGCUCCCCAAGAUGCUGGUCUUCACAAGACUCCAGGCCUCUCCCAAGAUUCUGUCUCCCAAAAGAGCCCAGGCCCUGUUCAAGAUUCUGGAGGCUGUAAGAGUACAGUUGUUGUCCAAGACCCAGGAGUCUUCAGAAGCCUAGGCUUUACCCAACAGUCUGGCCUGCAGAAGAGUCCAGGCCUUUUCCAAGACUCUGGAAUUAACAAGAAGAACCCAGGCCUUGUCCAAACCUCUGGGCUCUGUAAGGGCCCAGCCCUUUCCCAAGACUCAGGUCUCUCCAAGAUUCCAGGCCUUAACCAGCAAUCUGGCCUCCACAAGGACUCAAGCCUUUUCCAAGAUCCUGGCUUCCACAAAUGCUCAGGAAUUGUUCAAGGUACUGGCUCUGUCCAAGGCCCUCUUCAGACCCCAAAGUCAACACCGUCCCUGAUGACAUUUGUAUCCAAGGACCGUCCUCAGAGGGAGGAUGGAGAGAAGCACAUACCUUGAACUUCUGUCCCACUCAGCCAGAAUUCCUGCCCUUCCAAGGCCCCAGUGAUGUGCAGUGACCUGCAAACCCUCCCAGAGGUACCUGUUCUACUUGAGCUACAGCCACCUUCCCAGAAGACAGGCAGCCAAGACUGGGUGUACCACCAUGUAGAUACAGUUCCUUCAGCCUGCCAGACCUAUCGCCAGAUGUCUACACCUCCAAAAACCAAUUCACAGCUCCACUUCCCUGGAUCAGGUGCCCGGGCUGGGCAUGUGGUCUUUGACACCCACCAGAGACAGUUAGGAGUGGGCAGGGACAAGUGUGAAGCUCUCUCCCCCAGGCGCCUUCGCCAAGAGACACCCAACUCAGUGCAGAGCAGCAAGGAGUAAUGAGGACCUUGGAUAAGGAGGGGGCAAAGGGACAGCAGGAAUAA
This is a messenger RNA of Choloepus didactylus (southern two-toed sloth), 2570 nucleotides long. RefSeq lists its product as uncharacterized. The record is from RefSeq and is a predicted model, not a curated record. The transcript is spliced from 2 exons. Gene Ontology annotation, biological process: flagellated sperm motility; sperm individualization. Gene Ontology annotation, cellular component: cytoplasm. Lineage: Eukaryota; Metazoa; Chordata; Mammalia; Pilosa; Megalonychidae.